CCCGUUACUAGGUACCGCCCCUCGGUGUGUUUAUAGCUGACUCGCUUCCGGUGUGCGAACACGCCAGCAUUACAGCUGUGGAAAAUUUAACAUCGUCAGGGUCUGAGGGAAUACUGUGAGUUAUCGCCAGUAAACUUAGCCAGUUUUGCGAGACAAGGCAAUAAGAAGAACACAUUCGUACAACAUGAGCGCUCCAACAACACGACUGAGGGAAUUCAAGUCUGCAGUACCGGACCCAACCCCUAGUGUUUACAGAUACGGACGGACGGUAGAAGGGUUAUACCCUGGACAGGUCGGUCGGGUCUCAUACCAGAUGAAAGAGGCUCCCUUACACCAAAGUUACAGGUUUCUUCCUGAGUUCACGUUGCGAGCACCCUACACCCAUGACAAGGAAAACCCAUUCAAGAACGUCAUACAUACGGAGGCGUCCUGGGAGUACGCCCACCCCACCAACCCCGCGCCCCUGCCGAAGACCCCGGGUGACCCCGUCCGACGGCCGCACACAGUGGACGUGUACGGUCUGCCCGACCAGACCUUCAGAACCAGCUACGGGGACUCCUUCAACAGGCGGGGCGAGCUGUGGGACCCCAGGGAUCCGCUAGAUGUCACCAGACUCAAGGCCAAGAAAAGAGUCUCUUUUGAUAACUAGACUCGGCUUUAAAAAUUGAAUGAUGACCAAUAACUGUCAUGACAUCAUAGGAUCGUAUAAUGUCAAGAAUUAUGCUUCAACUUUUAACAGGAUGAUAUAUAUUUAGAAAAAAAAAACAAUUGCCAGGACAAACGAUGCUUUUACGUCUUAAUAACCUUGAAUUGUAAGGUAAAAGUAGUUUGAAAUGUUUUUACAAUGUAGACGCUAAUCUAAGGGGAAGGUUUAUAAGGUAUUUUAUAGAAUGCACAUGUACAACUUUGAUGUUAUAAAUACACCAACAAACUUGACAUAUCCAAUCGUACAUAGAAAAGAAAAAGACAUGUACAUAUCAUAUUAGAUCGCCACUGCGACAACAUAUUGGGUUGUUGAGUAAACAAUUGGGUGGGUCUAAAGUUAAAAUUCUGGUGAUAAAAUCUAACAUUGAACCAGUACUGUUCCUUGUAUAUUUACUUAUAAGAUAUGUACGCCAGUUGCUGCUACUGUUCACUGUUGCACUUUUACUGAGAUUGAUGCAUUUCGUUUUUGUUACUAAGUGCGUGUUGUUGAGCGCCAUAUUGUAAACCGACAUGUACAAAUAAAAUAAUCUGUUGAAUUUUACAUAUGCAAAUAAAACAAACUGCUGCAGCAGUGUUGACACA
Messenger RNA from Branchiostoma belcheri (Belcher's lancelet), 1287 nucleotides. RefSeq lists its product as uncharacterized. NCBI's taxonomy places the organism in Eukaryota, Metazoa, Chordata, Leptocardii, Amphioxiformes, Branchiostomatidae. The transcript is spliced from 5 exons. Bases 185 to 649 code for a protein of 154 amino acids. The record is from RefSeq and is a predicted model, not a curated record.